Molecule: messenger RNA, 1818 nt
Organism: Daphnia carinata
Lineage: Eukaryota; Metazoa; Arthropoda; Branchiopoda; Diplostraca; Daphniidae
Product: solute carrier family 28 member 3-like
Exons: 10
Coding region: 66-1751 (561 amino acids)
Biological process (GO): nucleoside transmembrane transport
Cellular component (GO): membrane
Molecular function (GO): nucleoside:sodium symporter activity
Source: RefSeq, a predicted model, not a curated record
AAUGGACAUACGAUGGCAUAUACUGUUUACUGAAUUUCCUUGCAUCGAUCAGUUCUACACCAAAAAUGGAUUUGGAAUCUAGAACUCCUCAGGGUGAGGGAAAGUCUGAUAGGAGUAUUGUGGAAAGAGUUUGGAAUGCAGUGCAAAAUAUUUCCAAAAGGCAUCAGUUUAAACUUAUCGUACUCUUACGCAUUUUCGUAGCAAUUUCUUACAAUUGCUAUUUUGCGGCGGCAGUCUACCACGCCCGUGUUGAGCGACUUGACAUCGAUUGGUGUGAUGGUGUGGGCAUGCUGAUUAUUCUCACCGUCAUUGUCUAUUGCGGGCUUUUCUAUUACAAAAUUUUCAAACCUCUCUGGGGCGAUUGCGCAUACACGAGAGUGAUCCUUCCCCUAACCGUUUUCUUGGAACGAUGCUGGAGUUAUCGAUAUGUGCGCGGCCUUCUGAUCCUUGGAGGGGCGAUCGGUUUCAUUGUGGGAAUAGUAUUUGACACGGAAGGUGACAGAGAUAGAUUAUACUCACUCAUUGGUUUGGCCGUCUUCCUCCUCUUUGGGUGGAUCUUCUCUAAACAUCCAGCAAAAAUAAAAUGGACACAAGUGAUAUGGGGGACAGUCUUACAAUUUCUCUUCGGGUUAACCGUCUUACGUUGGGAUACCGGCCAAAAGGUUUUUGCCUGCAUGGGUGAUCGCGUUUCCACUUUCUUAAAAUACACCGAUGCAGGCUCUGGAUUAGUUUACGGCCAUCUAGUCACCGACCAAAACCAAUCUGGAAUUGCGCUCGGCACCAUCUUUGCUUUUAAAGCAUUGUCAGUCAUUUUCUUAUUCAGCUUCAUGGUCAGCAUCCUGUACUAUUACGGGGUGAUGCAGUUUAUCGUGCAGAAAGUCGGAUGGAUUCUUCAGGUGUCUCUGGGAACCACUGCGACUGAAUCAAUCAACUGCGCUGCCAACAUUUUCCUCGGUCAGACCGAAGCUCCUUUGGCCAUUCAGCCACUCUUACCACUGCUGACGAAAUCAGAACUGCAUGCAGUCAUGACAAGCGGCUUCGCCACUAUUUCUGGAUCGGUAUUGUCUGCAUACAUCAGCUUUGGAAUAAGUGCUUCACACUUGCUGAGUGCGUCAGUGAUGUCCGCUCCAGCCGCUUUAGCAUUCGCGAAAUUGUUUUAUCCGGAGUCCGAGGAAUCGCAGACAAAGGCCGAAGACAUUAAAGUUCCUAAAGGGAAAGAAGCCAACGUAUUAGAUGCUGCAUCACAAGGGGCGUCUAACGCAGUCUUCAUGGUUAUCAACAUAUGCGCCAAUCUGAUCGCGUUUCUAGCCUUUAUUGCUUUUCUGAAUGGAAUUGUUUCAUGGAUGGGUGGACUUCUUGGAGCACCUUACAUAACAUUUGAAUAUCUGGUGGGAAAAUGCUUUAUCCCACUAGCAUGGGUUAUGGGUGUUCCUGCAAAAGAAUGUGAUCAAAUAGGACACGUGGUAGCACUCAAAACGAUCGUCAAUGAAUUUGUUGCCUACCGAAAACUAUCCGAAUACAUGGCUCAAGGACUCGUUUCGAAACGAUCCGAGACUAUUGCCACCUACGCCCUAUGCGGGUUUUCAAAUCCGGGGUCCAUUGGUAUCCAGAUAGCUGCCUUAGGGUCAAUGGCUCCAUCCAGACAACCUGACUUGGCCCAAGUCGCUUUCAGGGCUUUCAUUUCAGGAAGCAUAGCUUGUUUCAUGACCGCCUGUGUUGCUGGGGCGUUGAUACCAUCCUCGUCGUUAUAGAUCUCCUAUGGUACAAAAUGGAAGACUGAUUAAAUAGCUUAAAAUAUAAUCAUGCUUGAGAUAGUAA